Amoebophrya sp. A120 is the source of this 2001-nucleotide messenger RNA. The record is from the annotation of a GenBank genome assembly. NCBI's taxonomy places the organism in Eukaryota, Dinophyceae, Syndiniales, Amoebophryaceae.
AGAAAAAUCUUCAGCCUCACUUAAACGUAAAACUUGUCUCUCGAAGAAACUGACACCGAAAACAAGACCAUGAGCAAGCCACGAACGCCCGUCCGUCGGGUGCCGGACACCCCGGACGAGGACCAUGACUCGCUUCCGCACGACUUGCCGUCUUCCCGCCUGCGGUUGAUGUACCAAAACUUGCCGGAUUUGAUCAACACGGUCGAAGAACUGCAGCGCGAGAACAUGCGCAUCCGCUUCAAAGCCGUCGGUCAGCUGGACAACCUGUGCAAGUCCUGGUUUAUCUCCGCCGACAACCACACCCUGAAAACCGUGUUCGAGGGGUGGAAGGACAUGUGGCACAAGCGGCUGGAGUUGAAAGCGGUCGAGGAGGCCAUCACGCACACGGAGCGCAUGGCCGUGGAGAAGGAGAACGCGAGCCUGGAGGACCAGCAGACCUACCACGACCGGAUUCUGGAGGAGUACAUGAACUCCCACAAGGCGGAAAUCGCCGCCAUGAUGGACGCGCACAAGAACGACAAGGAGGGCUUUGCCGCCGAACUGGAGGAGAAGCUGAGGAAGGAGCACAAGGAAUUUAUGCAAUACAAAGUUUCCGUACACCGCACAAAAUGCAUCACAAGUUUUGCCAACUGAGAGCACUAUGCCACUUGUCAUGCGGAGUAGGCUUGUAGAAUUGGUCUGUCAUGCUCAUGGAGAAACUGCAUUGGAUGUGCUGUGCGUCGUGUACGGGAAGUUUCCUUUUGAUAGAACUGUUGAAGAUGCACUUUGACAGCCACGUGGAGACGCUCGCGUUCGAGAAGCGACAGCACGAGCAGGAACUCGCGCAGGCCAAGCGAAUGCACGACUCGGGCGAGGAUGAGAUGAUCGCCCGGCACAAGCAGAAGGAGAAAAUCCUGACGAACCUGAAGAACGAAGUCAACAUGGUGAACAAGAAGCUCGGACGGGUGAUGGGCAAAGUCGAGUCGAUGGAAGCCAGUUUGGCCAGUGUGCAGCAGGCGGUCCACGGCUUCGACCACGACGUGCCGGCCGGCGGAAAGUCCGUGGCGGCCCAGCUCGGCGUGGAGGACUUGCUGCCGCCUGGUGCUGGGAUGGGCGGUGAGGGCGAUGACGAGAAGGAGUACAUCACGGAGGCACUGCACGAGAUUUUGGGGCAAGUGGAUCCCAAAUACAUGAGCCGAUCGAAAAUCGCGGGAACGAAGUAAGGAAGCCAGGUUGAGACGACUAAAUCGGAGGUGGUACCGACGUACUGGAACUUUUUUUUUUCUAGUAUCCAAGUAGUAGUUUCUUGUUCACAUUUGAUUACACACAGAUUAUACACACCAAAUGGCUCUCAUGAUUUCUUUUCCCGCUGGGAGCUCUCUGAAUUUUGUUUUUUAGGUUUGAUCAUACGCAUACGCAGGUAGGAUUUUUCAGUACCUACUUCCCAUUUUUUUACAUUACAUUCGUUGGCAUUCACAAUCUCUGUUUUUCAGUUUACAUGACAAGGUUACACAGUCCUUUGAAAAUUAGCGCAUUAUUCCUGCAGUCCCCCAUUUAUUGUCUGUCGAAGCUGCGAGCACGCACUCUGCCUUUUGUAAACACACAAGUGGUGGUUUUUGUUUCAGCUCAGACGUAGUCGGAAGUUGAUGUUUCUGGGCAGAGCCGAGCCGUCGCCGUGUCGAAUCAAAGGCGAAUGAAGGACAUUUUUUUACUGCUUCGCACUUUAAGUAAGUACUCAGCUCUACUCGUCCCAAACGAGUGGCGUUUUUUCCCCCUUUUUCGCAAUUUUGAAAGAUAAAAAAGAUUUAGAUUCAACGGAAGCAGCCAGCAGCAGAUUUUACGAGACGACAGCUUAAGAUUCACUUGCCCUGUGGUUUUUGCAUGAAUCUAAAGGCUGAAGAGAAAAUGAAAUGCGACGACUGCUUUCAUCGCACGGAAAUUAUGCCAUUUCUCGUCGCAUGGCAUGACUAGUCAAAUUCUGGCCUAAGUAAAUUCUAAAUUCUUUUGCGAUCUCGACCCCUG